UCUGUCUCUUUAAAAGCCAAAAAAACAGAAACGCUUGGGGACGUGCGGCUCCACCCAGAAGAGACAAACUAAACUAAAUGCGUCAACUUCACAGUUGGGACUUUGCUCUUCCAUGUGUUGUGUGUUUACAGGACAUGAGUGAAGAUGAAUGAGGAUGCGUUCGAGGUCCCAGAGAGGACUGAGUACCGUUACCUGGUCCAGGAGGAGGACGAGGAGGAGGUGCAGUACGUCCGUCACAGACACUACAUCAGCCCCUUCCUGGUUCUGUCCAGACGCUGCAUCUUCUUCAUCUGCCUUGGCGUGCUCGCCCUGCUCGCUCUCGCCACCUACCUGGGCUACGUGGCCCAGACGCUGCCGCCGGGUGUUGCCCAGGUGUUGACAGACUGUGGAGAGUUCAGAGGAAGACACAAAAAUGGAGCCUACUCCUUUAAGGGCAUGCCCUACGCCGCUCCGCCUGUCGGUAACCUGCGCUGGGCUCCUCCUGCUGAACCGGCAUGCGGGAGCACGGUGACGGACGCCGGCCGUUUCCGCAGCAUCUGCCCUCAGGUUCGUCCGAUGAAGAGCACAGGGAAGGUGAUGGGCCAGGAGGACUGCCUCUAUAUCAACGUGUGGACGCCCACGCUGCAGCCCAACGCCAAGCUGCCCGUCAUGGUCUGGAUCCAUGGAGGGUACCUGCACAUGCUCAGCGGGGGGGAGCCGGGAUACUCCCCCACUGAGAAGCUCGCCGCAGACACGGGGAUGGUUUACGUCAGCUUCAACUACAGACUCAACGCCUUCGGCUUCCUGGCCCUGGAGAUCCUGAGAGAGGGUUCUCCCAGAAACACCUCAGGGAAUUACGGCUUCAUGGACCAGAUCGCAGCUCUGAAGUGGGUCCAGAGGAACAUCCACCUUUUUGGAGGAGAUCCUGGGAGAGUCACCAUCUUAGGACAGAGCUCAGGUGGGACCUCGGUCUGGACCCUGAUGAUGUCCCCGCUGGCGAAGGGUCUGUUCCAUGCAGCGGUGGACAUGAGCGGCUCGUACGUCUACAACGCAACGCUGGAACGAGCCGAGUCCGACAACCUGGUGUUCCUGAAGAAGACGGGCUGCAGAGACCUGAGCUGCCUCAGACGCCUCUCUGUCAGACAGAUCCUGCAGGCUGUCCCGUGGCAGGAGUACCCCUCCUGGGCGGCAGAUGAAAUGACAGACCUCCCCACCAGAGGGCGCUUCAUUGGGCCAGUGGCAGUGGUGGACGGAUACGUCCUGGAGGCUCUACCUUUCGAGAUGUGGGAGAAGAAGGGAGGACACUACAGCGACGUCCCGUUUGUGGUGGGGACGACAGAGCAGGAGGCCGACUUCAGUCCUCCAGCCGGAAACAUCUCCACCUGGACCUGGGGUGACUACCGCUGGUUCGUAACAGAGAAACUCAAGUCCUUCAGCGAGAGCCUCCCCAAAGACGCUCUGGACCUUUACCCGAGCUCGGUCCCCUGUCCCACCUCAGACCGCUGUCCAGAGAGAGCCUACACCACCAUGGUGUCUGACAUCAGGGUCACCUGUCCCAACAACGACCUGGCCUGGAGAGCUGCAGCUGCCCUGAACAGCCCUGUGUAUCGCUACGUGGUGACACACACGCCGUCCGGACCGGUCAACGUGUCCGGAGACCUGCUGCCAUUCCCCAGCCGCUUCUCCUUCCACUGCCUGGACGCUGUGGCCUUCUUCGGAGGACUGGAGUCCGCCCUGGGGAAACCUCUCUCUGAUAAGGACAGGCGCUUCCAGGAUCUCAUCACACAUCACCUCGUGAGCUUCGCCAGGACAGGUAAGAUGGGGAAGGAGUGGCCUGAGUACCCAUCAGCCACUGCUCUCCUGUCCCACAACCUGAGUCGGUUUCAGGACUACUCUGCCGCUCGCUGUGACCUGUGGCAGGAGAACGGCCUGUUCUCCUACGCCUGGACCAACUGACCACAGAUCAGCAUCUGACCGACCUGCUCAUCACCGUCAGACUGAAGUGGACUCACGUGGACUUGUCUCAUCAGCUCUAAUCCUGCAGCAGCUAAACAUUUAUCUUGUUUGGAGUAAAACAUAAAAGUGUUUAAAUAAUUCAAAUGAUAACAAACUUAUUUUCCUGCUUCAGUGAUAAAUAUCCCCGCAGAUAGUUUGGAUUUUAUUUGUACAGGUCAGACAUCUCUGCCUCCACCUCACAACAACUGAGAUGAAUUUAUUUCAUGUUUGCAGCAUAAAAAAAAGAAGCUGACCGAAGACGUCAGUGUCUCCAGCUUUCACUGGAAAUACUUUCUAUAAACUGAAACUAUCUGCUCAGAUAGAUGCUUCAGAGGUGAGUGAGCAGGUGUUUUUUAGUUUUGUAAUUUGUGUGAAUUUACCCUUUAACAGACAGAUGAAGUAAGUCUACAUCAAACUGAGAGCCUGUUAAAGGUUUGAAGGAAACAAGUGGCUGACAGUUUAAUGUCGGUGUGAAGUGUUAGUGAGCCUGCGUCAACCUCUGGGAGAUUAUCGUCCAGAAUAUUUAAAACAAUAAGAAAGAAACAGAGUGGAUGUGAUCAUCAGACAGAGGGAGGAGGAGGAGGUGGAGGAGGAAGAAGCAGCAGGAAAUGACCAUCAUGUCUCCAAAUUGAAGCUCUGACAGGUGCACACUGAGUUAAACAGUGUCUCAUCAUGUUCAGUGUUUCCUCACAGUCCUCUGCUGCAGAGGUUCACUGACUUGAUUGGUUUAAACUGUCGUAUCUGAGCUUGUUUAAUCUGAACCUCUGUGAGCAGGUGGACUACGCUCGGCAGCUUCAUUAUAAACCCAGAGAGCAACCAGCACUUUACUGUGUGGCUGUUUCCAGACUGAAUCAAACACAGCUUGAUUCAGGACCAUGUGGACUCAGUGAACUAAAGUCCUGAAGGUCCUAACAUCAGUAGAUAAUGAUGCAGAUCCAGACUUACAUAUAUCAAAAGGGACAUGUUGACAUUGAUUUUUCUGUCCGCUGAUGAAGGCCAGCGGUGCAGCCUCAUCCUGUGGAAUUGUGGGUAACUACAGCCUCAGCUUCUUAAAGGGAAUCUAACUCCUGAGCAGGUGAAGAUGUUGAUUUGUGAAUUCAGGGAGAUGAUAAAAGUGAGGUGGGGAUGUGAUGUGUUAGUUACAUGUUGUAGUGAUGUGUGUGUGUUUGCGUUGAACCUGUGAAUCAUAGUGAGUUUGUUCUGUGAACCUGUGAAGUCCUGCUGCUGUUUGCACUGAAUCAUAACCUCCACGCUUCGCCAGCACGUCCCCGUGAACACACAGAUCUCUGAGCAGUCACAGGUUUAUUAUCUUUGUAUGAAUCACGUCACAGAGUUUUCAUUCACAGAUUCUGACUUUUUACACCUGGUUGUUUUUUUUGUUUUUUUUUAUUUUUUUUUUUUAUCAUGUGUGAACUUUGUUUUUUAACAGUAAUUCAGCUUCAUGUGUUGAUGCAGUGAAACUUUAUCACUCUCUGUUUAUUCUCAAUAAACUGAAACCACUUCA
Lates calcarifer (barramundi perch) is the source of this 3478-nucleotide messenger RNA. Its product is annotated as para-nitrobenzyl esterase. NCBI's taxonomy places the organism in Eukaryota, Metazoa, Chordata, Actinopteri, Centropomidae. Bases 145 to 1935 code for a protein of 596 amino acids. The transcript is spliced from 10 exons. The record is from RefSeq and is a predicted model, not a curated record.